This is a messenger RNA of Siniperca chuatsi (mandarin fish), 8330 nucleotides long. RefSeq names its product SREBF chaperone. The record is from RefSeq and is a predicted model, not a curated record. Gene Ontology annotation, cellular component: Golgi membrane; endoplasmic reticulum membrane. NCBI's taxonomy places the organism in Eukaryota, Metazoa, Chordata, Actinopteri, Centrarchiformes, Sinipercidae. Gene Ontology annotation, biological process: SREBP signaling pathway. Gene Ontology annotation, molecular function: protein binding; sterol binding. The transcript has 23 exons. The coding region runs from base 310 to 4377 and encodes 1355 amino acids.
ACGGAGAUGCUGCUGAGCCUUUGCCAAAUCAGGUCUGACUGCUACACCCACGUAACGACACAGCACGCAGUGAACUGGACAAACAGCUGAGAGAUGCAGGAGGAAUUCAUUCAAAGUUUUCCCUUGCGAGACAGUGAGCAGGACCUGGCUGAGAGUCGACUUUCCUACAGAAACAGAGAGCAGAAAGGCUUUACUUCAAAGCCUUUGCAGAACCCAUUGUGAAAGCUUGCCAGGACGUUGCUGUUUUUACUGUAUAGGGUGUUUAUAACAACAGAUCAAGAGACUCCUGAGGCGAAUACCUCCCAGGGAAUGUUUCCGUUGCUCCCGGGGGGACGAGCCGAGCAGUCGCACACUCUGAAUGAAUCAAGAGGGGAGCACUAUGUUAACCACAACGCACCGCUUAAACUAAAAAAAACCAGUGCUGCUGCUUUCAGGGGACAUAAACGGCAGCGAACCAGAGAGAUAACCUGGUCUCCCAUUAGCAGGUCCCUGGAUGCCCCGCGGCGCACCGUCCUCGGCCGCGCAGUGCUUCCCAAUGGCCGGGAGUUGACCCCGUCCGUCAGGAUGACGCUGCGUGAGCAGCUGAGAGAGAAGAUCGCGGCGGCCUUCUACCGCCAUGGGCUGCUGUGUGCCUCCUACCCAGUACCCAUCAUCCUCUUCACCUCCGCCAGCAUCCUCACCUGCUGCUAUCCGUUAUUGAGGCUUCCCCUGCCUGGGACAGGUCCUGUAGAGUUCACCACAGGGGUGCGAGACUAUAGCGUCCCUUCCCAUGAGCCUCAGGGAGACCUCGGAGUACGGCCCGACUGGUACCAGGGUCCUCCGGUUGCCUACAUCCAGCAGGUGUUGGUGAAGGCGGCGGUGUCUCCUUGGGACAGCAGCCUUGUGCCAGUGGACGUGUUUCGGUCGCCGCUGGGUCGAGCCUUUAGCCUGCUGGAGGAGAUCCGCAACCAUGUCCACUCCGACAACUCCGGGAUUCGCAGUCUGGAGACACUGUGUCUCCAGGUGACAGGCCUGUUUCCAGGGUUACGGCGGAUGCAGUCGGUGCUGCCAGAGCACGGCUGCCUGCUCGUUUCUCCCGGCAACUACUGGCAGAACCAGCGGGAGCUGUUCGACUCGGACCCCGACCUCCUCAAGACCAUCCAGAAACAUGAACCGAAAGGCCUGCACACCUCAGCCACGCUGCGAGAUCUGCUGUUUGGCGUCCCUGGGAAAUACACUGGGGUCAGUCACUACAACAAGAAGAGGGUGGUGACAUACACAAUCACUGUAGUGCUGUCCAGCUACGAUGCAAGGUUCCUGGGCAGCCUGCGGGCCCGUCUGAAGCAGCUCCACCCGUCAGCCAACUGCAGCCUGAGAGACGACCACAUGGUUCACGUCCACUUCAAAGAGGAGAUUGGCAUCGCUGAGCUCAUCCCCCUCGUCACCACAUACAUCAUCCUUUUUGCCUACAUCUACUUCUCCACACGUAAAAUUGACAUGGUGAAGUCUAAGUGGGGUCUGGCUCUGGCUGCUGUGGUCACAGUCCUCAGCUCUCUGCUCAUGUCUGUGGGACUGUGUACACUGUUUGGACUGACACCCACGCUCAAUGGAGGGGAGAUUUUUCCUUACCUGGUGGUGGUGAUCGGCCUGGAGAACGUCUUGGUCCUCACCAAGUCCGUGGUGUCCACCCCCGUCGACCUCGAGGUCAAACUCCGCAUUGCUCAGGGCCUUAGUAAUGAGAGCUGGUCUAUCAUGAAGAACAUGGCCACUGAACUGUGCAUCAUCCUCAUUGGAUAUUUCACUCUGGUGCCAGCUAUCCAGGAGUUCUGUCUGUUUGCUGUUGUGGGGCUGGUGUCUGACUUCUUCCUGCAGAUGUUCUUCUUCACCACAGUACUAUCUAUUGACAUUCGACGCAUGGAGCUGGCGGACUUGAACCGCCGCCUGCCAGCCGAAGCAGGACUACCGCCACCCAAGCCUGGCCCGCUGCGUCCACGCGAGGUCCCCCCUCCCCCACGACCUUCCCCCCACACAAUCACCCUGCAGACCCCAGCCUUCAGGAACCUGAGGCUUCCAAAGAGGUUGCGUGUGGUGUACUUCCUGGCCCGUACACGACUCGCUCAGCGCAUUAUCAUGGUUGGCACAGUGAUCUGGAUCGGCAUCCUGGUCUACACCGACCCAGCCGGAAUACGCACCUACCUGGCUGCACAGGUGUCUGAGCAAAGCCCUCUGGGAGAUCCCGGAGGAGGUGGUCUGCCCCCUCACCUGGGGGUGGCCCCCGUCUUUCGUGGAGGAGAUCCUACCAGCACACUCAGCAUCCACCCUGCACCAGAUCCAACUCCCUUACCUGAGAACCAAUCACAGGGCCACCAUGGCUCAGCUAGGGCAGGGCCCCUCCCCCAGGGUCCGCCCGCUGUUCCCCAGAUCACCUGGGGGGCGGAGGAUGAGGAGGGCUGGAGGAGGCUCUCCUUCAGGCACUGGCCAUCGCUCUUCAGCUACUACAACAUCACUUUAGCCAAGAGGUACAUCAGCAUCCUGCCUGUCAUUCCUGUCACUGUUCACCUGAGCCCCCAGGAGGCCAUUGAGACACGUCAUCCUCAGGACACGAGACACCCCCCUCCACCCAUCCCCAAAGUUCCAGAUUUACAGACUGACCUCACCCUCUACAAGGUUGCAGCUCUGGGCCUGGCGGCGGGCGUCCUGCUGGUUCUGCUGCUCUUCUGUCUCUACCGGGUUCUCUGUCCACGUAACUACGGCCAGAAUGGCGUCGCUCAUGGGCGCCGGCGCAGAGGGGACCUGCCCUGCGAUGAUUACGGUUACUCGCCACCCAUCAGCGAGAUCUCACCACUGCUGCUGAGGGGCCACAGUAUGGACAUCGAGUGUUUGGCCAGUGAUGGGAUGCUGCUGGCUAGCUGUUGCCUGGCAGGACAGAUUCGGGUUUGGGACGCCCAGACUGGUGACUGUUUGACGGUCAUCCCAAAGCACAGGCUCAGACGGAGCAGCAGCAGUGGCUGCUGGGAGCAGCGGGAUGGCUGGGACAGCGCGAGCGGAGCAGCAGAGUCAGAGUGUUUUGGCUCUGACGCUUGCUCCUCCAUCAGUGGUGACGGCCUUUCAGAAGAAGAGGGCUACCCGCUGAGACGCCGCACUGCUCCCACACGGCCGACUCUAUUCACCGACCAGCCCGAUCUCACCCCUCUCAUUGACACUAACUUCACCUCCCAGCCCCCCUCCCACCUCUCCACCCCACCCAGAGGAGGCUUUGACUUUGGAGGUCUGGUGGAGCGCGCCUACAUGGAGCACGAGCCUCCCUCACCCUCCACCUACCCCUCUCCUUCCUCUGCCUCCUCCUCCCCGCCCUCAGGAGCUCAGCUCCAGAGAAGACCCAGCUUAGGGGAUGCAGCUGCCCUCUUAACCCAAGAGAGAGCCUCCACAGCAGGGACGCAUGCGACUGCAGACUGGGAAAGCUCUGUCUGGGCCAUGGAGCUGAGAGGAAAUCUGAUAGCUGCUGGGAGGAGCAGUGGUAAACUAGAGUUGUGGGAUGCAGUGGAAGGAUCGUUGCGCUGCAGUAAUGAAGACGGAGUCUCUGGGAUCACAGCUCUAGCAUUCCUCAACAACAGAAUCGUGGCGGCUCGGCUGAACGGGUCUCUAGAUUUCUUCACUGUUGAGAUAAACAAACCUCUGUGUCUGCUGCAAUACAGAGGUGCCCCUGGGCGAGGCAGCAUGCCUCCCUCUCCCUGUUACAGCAGCGAGGACGUGAUCAGCUGCCAGCUCACGCGCUCGGUACAGUGCGCUCACCAGAAGCCGAUCACGGUGCUGCGAGCGGCCGCCGGGAGGGUCGUCACUGGUAGCCAGGACCACACUGUCCGGAUUUAUCGUCUAGAGGACUCGUGUUGCCUCUUCACCCUGCAGGGUCACUCUGGAGGGAUCACAGCCAUCUACAUAGACCAGACGAUGGUUCUGGCGAGCGGAGGGCAGGACGGCGCCAUCUGCCUGUGGGACGUCCUGACUGGGAGCCGUGUCAGCCAUGUUUACGGUCACCGUGGCGACGUCACCUCGCUGGUCUGCACCACCUCUUGUGUCAUCAGCUCGGGACUGGAUGACCUCAUCUGCAUCUGGGACCGCAGCACAGGGAUCAAGCUCUACUCCAUACAACAGGAGGUGGGUUGCGGUGCCAGUCUGGGAGUGAUCUCCGAGUCCCUCCUGGUGACGGGGGGCCAGGGCUGCGUCUCGUUCUGGGACCUGAACUUCGGCGACCUGCUGCAGACAGUCUACCUUGGCCAGAGCAGCGACGGCCAGGGCGUCCGGCAGCUGCUUGUGCUCGACAACGCCGCCAUAAUCUGCGACUUCGGCAGCGAGCUCAGCCUGGUGUACGUGCCCUCGGUGCUGGAGAAACUAGACUGAGGAGACACGGGUGGACGGUCGCAGCAGUUGAUGUCGGUGGGAGCACUCAGAACAUCCUUUUCCUCUUCUUCAUUUUGACUCGACAGUUUUUUGGCUUUUUGUUGUUGACACCCAAAGGAGACGUGAUCAUUAGACCAGUUUCCAUGUGCAUACAAGGCUCUUAUUUUAUUUUAAUUUUUUUAGAUGUUUUAUUGAGGAAUAUAAAAGCUGAGGACUGAUUGUUCAACCUGCUGCAUUUUAUCGGAGGAGGGUGACCCUCUAUGCCGAAGUGUUGACAUUUACAAGGAUCAUGAGGUUCGUUCAAGAAAAGCUGGAUGUUUCUCACUUAGAGGAUCCAACAGUCACCAGUUUGUGCUUUUUUGUGUGCGUGUUUGUUUUGUGGCUCUGCCCUCUAUGCUGCUGAUACGGGUGGGGCUUCACUGUAACCCCACCCACCCAGAGAGGAAGGUGAAACUGUCUCCUUAUUUUUUAACAUUCCCGCUGCCUGUUUUGCUUGAGAGCAAAGUGCGGCCACAGCGAGAUGAGCUGCGCAGUUAUACAUAAGUGUGUGUGUUGGAGACUGACUGAAUGAAUGAAUCUUGGCCCUUUUUAUGGCAAAACUGCUGAAAACAAAAAUUGAUUGGUUGUGUGUGAAAUGUGUGCGUGUGUGAGGGAGAACUGAUGAUUACUGUAUAAACCUCCAGAGGGGGCUGUUUUUGUAUAUGUAUAAAUCUAUUAUUUAUUAGUGAUACAUUUUUGAAUAACAGUUUGUUUAUGACUGGCUAAUCCUGGCUCUUAAACAAGAAUAUAAUAAUUUGGAGAUAAUGACAUAAAUGUAAGAUGGUGAUUAUUUGUUUGGCUGGGUUGGGGCAUCGGUUAUAAAACCAUUAUUUGUAAUAGUGAACUGGAGGUUCCUCUUUUUAUCUCAGCCUCUGAUUCUGUGGUUACUGAUGCUGUUCGAGGGGCCCCUUGUGUGCUACACCUUCAUCAGGCUACCUCCAUUUUCCAAACUGCUUGAAUUUUGGAUGAGAAUACCGACAUCAUGUUUACAUUGGCUGUCGUAUUUUUUUUUUUUAUAAAUUGUGCCCUUUAGAGAUUUUUUUUUUAAAUCACUGUUUACUGUAACUGGUUCAACUUAAACGGUUUACCAAUCCAGGAUUUUCAUUUUGGCCCCCAACAAUAACAAAACUUACUGUACUAUGUCCAACAUCGGACCUCACAGCACAUCUUGCUGUCAUUGCCAUGUUGUUGAUGCAAACUUAGGUGGAGUUUGUCUUAAAACCUGUUCACUUCUUUCUGCAGCCAGUCAGUAAAAAUGUGAAGAAAGGCAACAGAUAAAUUAACAAUAUAAACACAGAUGCUCUCGUUCAGACAGUUUGCAGCGUUAUGGUUAAUUUUUUUUUAGAAUUUGCACACUUGUUUCUGUGCAAAAUUUUGAUUAGUCAUAGAUCUUAAUCAGGCACAAAACAUUUCCACAAGCUUCACAUGUAACUCCAAAUGAUGCCAAUAAGCAACAGGUGUCCAAUCUUAUAGGCAAUUUGGUCCAACCCAAUGCACCUGUGUACUUGUAUUCAGAGGACAAUGGAGUACUCUGCCACUGGUGAGAACAAUUGGAAGGUGAAGGAACACAUGUUGCUUAUUGUGAUUGUUUUGAGAUAUUUAUAUCGUGAUGCUUGUGGAAAUGUUAUGCGCCUGAUUAAGAUCCAUGUUUGAUUGAAAUGUUGCACAGAAAAAGUUUGCUGAUUCUAACAUUUUAUGGUUUAAAAUUCAGUGGGCAGAGACAAAGAAUACACUAGUUAUUGUACUGUGUGAUUCUAUAAUUUGGCAGGGUGGUUAAAAGCCAACCACCUCUGUGAUACCAAUAGCAGUAGGGUUUCAGACAUUAGUUUCCUUCACUUUUUCAUCGGAAUUCAGUUGUUCAUAAAAACUGGGUCCUUGGCUCUGCCCACUGACAACCAAUACUAUAAUUUCUCUAAUUGGCCCAUCAAGAUAGUAAAUUUUUUCCAGAAUCCCCUCUGACUGGUCCCAUAGAAAGGGUUAAGCAGCUUUUCAAUAUGCUCUCGCAAUCAGAUGUAUGACUAGUUAAAGAUGACAUAAUCAGAUUAAUUACCACUAGUCAGUACCCAAAAUCUGUUAAAUUCGUUGUUAGCUUGUCUACUCAACCAACCAACAUUUUGGUAGAUCCUACUUUAUUCCAAAACAUUAAUGUCAUUGAUAAAGUAAUAAAAGUACUAGUCAGUUUAGGGACAUUUAACCCCUUGUUUGGCUCCCCCUACUAUUCAGUGCCUGAACUUCACCCCUUUUCUCUGGAUACCUGCUGAAAGAAUGUAGUCCUCCGGGUAUAAGACUUGUCCCUGACUUGACAUCAACAACAUACAGAAUGUAUUUUCUCCAAAUCAUCCACCAUCUACUGUAUCUGCAUCAACUGAAUGUAGUCCCAGAAGGUGUGACGUUACAAAUCUGUUAAAAACCAGCAACUAAAUCCUUUACAGUAUCACAUCGCAACACUAAUUCAAUGCAUUACUAACUCUCUCUGAUGCACAUGCUCACACACGUUAGGCACUUUUUCGAACAUCAGCUUACAUACAGGAAACGUGGACGUAACUAGACUUGCAAACUGAGUUCACACCUGCAGCACUAGUAAACACGCACACUGCAGACAUGUUGAAUUGGCAGGUUACAGGUCUGGUUUCACUGGGAUGCAGCUGAAAAUGUCGGUUUAUGACAACUGUUGACCUUCAAUGUCAUUAUUUACAUUUUAAUUGCAACUGAAAGAGACACUUGUUGGGACUGCAUCCUUCAGAAACCAGACUUGUGACGUCCUUGGCAUUUAACCUGUUAAUUUAUUAGCUUUGUGUUUUCUGUUGUAACGUUAGUCGAAAAAACUUUAGAAAUGGGAAAAUUUAGUUUUUUAAUUUUUAUUUUUAUUUUUUUUACUUCUGUUUUCUAGCAAUGUGAAUUUGACUUAAAGCAAAAGUAGAACAUUUUGGGAAAUAUGCUUAACGCUAUUCGCUUUCUGGGAGUGUAAAAAUGACAAUGUGCCUUUAAUGCAGUAUUUUGUGAUUAACAGUUUUUUUGUCUCUGAGCAGUUGCCAGGCAACCGGCAAAGACUCCAGAAAGUUACAGGUUACAGCAAAGAAAUACGGCAGCACAUAAACCCCCAUAAAACAGCGGUUUGUCAUUUUUACACUUGUGAAGUGCUGGUGACCGAUUUUGUUAUUAUUUGAGUUUCCAGUCUUUGUUCUAACCUGCUGCUGGCUGUAAUCUUAUAUUUAACAGACAGAUAUGAGAGAGUGCUAUCAAUCUUCUCAUCUAACGCUCUGCCAGAAAACGGAUAGUAUUAACCAAAAUGUCAAACUAUUCCUUUAAGGAGGGAGGGCGAGUUGGUAUGGCAAUUUCAAUUGAAUCUGAGCUUCUUUUGAAUGUUUUGGUUCUUCACAUAUGGACUUAGCCUUGUUAACAGUCCAUAUCCAACAGAACUUUGUCAGUUAAUGAAUAUGGUUCUGCCCAGUUUAUUUCAGGAAACCAUGCUUGUUAUUGCUGUUCAGCUUCAAACAUACCUUUUCGUCCCUUGCUUUCAUUCAUCCGGAUGCAGCUGUGACAUCCUUUUAUCCUUUGAGUUGUUAAAGCAGAAAAAGUAACAUUUCCUGUGGCUGCAAACUCACAAUAACUGCAGAACUCUGACAUUUAACGCUUUGCGGUCUACAUCUGAUCCCCCACCAGCUGCCUAAACAAGUGAAAAUCUGAUUUUUGUCUAAUUUUUUCUCACUGUUUAGACAGCUGUCUGGAAAGUCAGAGCUGUGGGAGAAAAAAAACAAAAAUCUGAAACAAUUAAGUCUAUAAAUUCCCCCAAAUUGGCUGGCUACAAUCUACGCAGGCUAUAGUAGUGGAGGUAACUUAUUUACUAUUUUGUAACACAAAAAAAGAGUAAGACUUUUUACUAAUUUUCAAAUAAAGAGGCUUUGAUACCACAA